AUGCUCACUCUGUUCCUCCAUUUCUUCCUUUUCUUAUUCACAACCACUGUUUCUAACCUCAUCCCCGCAUUUCACAGAAACUGCAUUGAAGCCCAGCAACAAUCAUUGCUCCAUUUCAAGAAAAGUCUUGAAUUUGAUUCUUCCGAAUCCUCCAAGCUUAUCACAUGGAAUUCGAGUACCGAGUGCUGUUCUUGGCUCGGUGUAACUUGCAGCACUUAUGGGCGUGUUGUCGGACUUGACCUCAGCAGCGAGUCUUUCUCAUGCAGCAUUGACAAUUCCAGCAGUCUCUUCCAACUUCAACAUCUUCAGAGCCUCAAUUUCGCCGAUAACGACUUCAAUCGUUCUUCAAUUCCAUCUGCAAUCGGAAAGCUUACAGAGUUGAGGUAUUUGAAUUUAAGUGGAGCUGAAUUUACUGGGCAAAUUCCCAUUGAGGUUGCACACUUGAAGAGGUUGAAGGUUCUUGAUCUCUCUAGAAAUGGUGAGGAGUUAAAACUUGGGAAGCGGAAUUUAGGCACUUUAAUCCAGAACCUUACAGAGCUUUCCGAUCUUAGUCUUGAUGGUGUAAACCUAUCAGCUGAGGGAUCUCUAUGGAGCCAAACCAUAUCAUCUUCACUUCCAAAGCUGAGUGUGUUGAGCUUGUACAAUUGUGAUCUUUCAGGCCCUAUUCAUGAAUCAUUUUCCAGGCUUGAUUCUCUAUCCACGUUAAUAUUGGAUGGAAACAACAUCUCUGGUCCUGUUCCAAAAUUCUUUGCCAAUUUUUCAAGCUUGAUUUCCUUGAGUCUCAGUGAUUGUAACUUCUAUGGAGCAUUUCCCAAAGAGAUAUUCCAGAUACCUUCACUACAGUCUGUUGACCUAAAAGCUAAUUUAGAGCUUCGUGGUUCCUUACCGGAGUUUCCAAAGAAUGGAUCUCUCGAAUCCCUAGUUCUAUCCGGGACUAAGUUCUCAGGAGUCUUGCCGGACUCUAUUGGCAACCUUAAAAUGCUGUCUGAAUUGGAUCUUAGAGAAUGCAAUUUCACAGGAGCAGUUCCAAAGUCAUUGGCCAACCUAACACAAUUGGGGCAUUUGUACUUGUCAUCCAACAAGUUUUCUAGUCCGAUUAAUUCUAUUCAAUGGGACAAACUCAUCAAGCUUGUGGAUCUCGACUUGUCCGACAAUCUACUCUACGGGAGUAUUCCAUUGUCUCCCUUCUCAAUUCCCUUGCUGCAGAGUUUAGAUCUUUCUGGAAAUAACUUCUCUGGUCAGUUGCUUGAAUUUUCUAAUGUCUCUUCGUCCUCGCUAUUCUCUCUUGAUUUGAGUAGCAACAAUUUGGAAGGAUCCAUACCUGUGUCUAUCCUUAAUCUUCCAGAGCUUGAUAUCAUUAAUCUUUCUUCAAACAACUUGAGUGGUUUUCCUUUUUAUGGCCUUCCGGAGUCGAGAGAUCUUUCUUCUCUUGAUCUAUCCUUCAAUAGCUUGUUGUUCAAUCAUAAUGGUACCAACUCAUCACCGCCCUCCCUCCUUCAGUCUAAGUACUUGAAUUUGGCUUCUAACAAGUUGAAAACAUUCCCAAAUUUCUUGAAAAAUCAAUCUUCUUUAACCGUAUUGGACCUUUCAGACAACCAGAUUCCAGGCCAGAUACCCAAUUGGAUUUGGGAGCUUCGUCUCCAAGUUCUAAAUCUAUGUUGUAACAAGUUCGUAAGUCUACAAGCUCCUUUACUUGGUUCUACUUACCAACUGAUGAGGCUUGAUCUUCACUCAAACCAGAUUCAGGGACAAAUACCAUUGUUUCUAAGUGGUGAAUAUUUGGAUUACUCAACAAAUAAUUUCAGCUCUAGUAUGCCAACUGACAUUGGUGAUUUCAUUCCUUCCACGACCUACCUUUCUCUUUCAAGCAGUAACUUGUAUGGGGAAAUUCCAAAGUCAAUAUGCAAUGUAAGUGGUGCAGCUCUUGAUCUCUCUAAUAACUCUUUGAGUGGAACCAUUCCCCAAUGCUUGACUCAGACUAUUCUUUCUGUUGUUGAUUUGAGGAGAAACAACCUUACUGGAUCUAUCCCCGAUAAUUUUCUUGAAGGUUGUCUGUUCGAAACUCUAGCUCUGGGCAGAAAUCAGAUACAAGGUCAAUUUCCAAAAUCUCUAGCCAAUUGUUCAAGGUUAGAGGUUUUAGACCUUGGAAUCAAUCAAAUAACAGAUGCCUUUCCUUGCCCGUUGAAGAACAUAUCCCCCUUGAGUGUCCUUAUGUUGCGAUCCAACAAAUUUUAUGGACCUAUUGGAUGUCCCGGGACCAAAGGCACCUGGCCGAAUCUUCAAAUCAUAGAUUUAGCUCAUAACAGUUUCAAUGGUGAAAUACCAAGUACAUCAUUGGCAACAUGGCAGGCAAUGAUGGUUAAUAAAGAUGGUUUGGAAACUUACCUUAGCUAUGAUUAUGAUGAUAAAUAUGGCGCUUUUGAUUACGGGGAUACAAUAACAACCACCAUCAAAGGUUUGGAGUUGGAUCUGAUAAAGAUUCUACCUAUCUUCACCUUGAUUGAUUUCUCUUCCAACAAUUUUAGCGGAUCAAUACCCAAGGAAAUAGGCGAACUGAGAUCAUUAUAUGUCCUCAAUCUGUCAAGUAAUGCUUUCACAGGGGAAAUCCCAUCAUCCUUUGGUAACAUGAGAAGCAUAGAGUCCUUAGACCUCUCACAGAACCACCUGAGCGGCCAAAUUCCACCGCAGCUUGCAAAUCUGAUUUUCCUUUCGUACUUGAAUGUCUCAUAUAAUCAACUGACAGGAAGGAUCCCAACCAGCACUCAGUUUUCGACAUUUCCAAAUAACUCCUUCAAGGGUAACAAAGGAUUAUGGGGGCCUCCUCUGACAUCGGAUGCAGUAAUCGUAUCGCCACCUCUGACAUUAAAUGGAAGCUCAAGUAAUCUGAAUUCUGGAGAUGAGAUUGAUUGGAAUGUUAUUAGUGCUGAAAUUGGUUUUACAUGUGGGUUUGGAAUUGCCGUCGGGUCACUUUUGUUUUGCAAGAGAUGGAGGAAAUGGUAUUACAGAGCUAUGUUUAAAAUCCUGUUCAAGAUAUUCCCUCAGUUGGAACACAGAUUUGGUAAUCACAGAAGGCAUGUUUACAUAAAUCAAAGGUAUUGGAGCCGUUGA
Messenger RNA from Rosa chinensis, 3108 nucleotides. Its product is annotated as receptor-like protein 33. Bases 1 to 3108 code for a protein of 1035 amino acids. The record is from RefSeq and is a predicted model, not a curated record. Gene Ontology annotation, molecular function: protein binding. The transcript has a single exon. Lineage: Eukaryota; Viridiplantae; Streptophyta; Magnoliopsida; Rosales; Rosaceae.